GGUUCAUUCGGUGUGUGUCAUUUUAAACAUGCUGCCCUGAACGCACCCUCAGCGUGCUCUCCCAGCGGUAGAUUUGGAUUGGACAGACAACUCGUUGAAGAAAAUGGGGGACGACUUGGGAGAUGAGUGGUGGGCGCACGAGGGUAAAUCAGAUCCAUCCGAGGCAGAGGAGGACGACGAGACUCAAGAAAGGCAGCCAACAGAAAAACCAAACGCACAGACAAAACCAGAGAAGAGGAAGAGGGUAACGGAGAAACCAGUUCAGGCCAAGAAGAAGAAAAAGAGUGAACAGAAAGAGUGUGUCACUCCUCAGAAGCAGACUGAUGAGGAAAAGUCAACAAAACCCAAGAAAAAGAGGAAGAAGAAGAAGACGAUCACAGAUGUCUUGUCCUCUUCGGAGCCUAAACCAGGCUGUCCGGCAGACCUGCAGAACCUGGUGACGCAGUACUUCUCAGACAAGCGCUCCGUGAUUGAGCAGGAGGAGCUCAAGUUGCUGGACUCCUGCUUUCUGUCCAGUAAUGACUUGACGCACACCCUCUCCUCGUACCUGAAGCAGGUUUGUCCCAAGUGGGCCAAGAUUCAAAAGCAGCAUACAGAAAAGAGUUCUGUGGUUCUGCUCAUCGUCUGCAGCUCUGCUCUCCGAGCCAUCGAGCUCAUUAAGCAGCUGACGACCUUCAAGGGUGCAGCCAAAGCAAUAAAACUUUUCGCAAAACAUAUUAAGAUAGAGGAGCAGGUGAAGCUGCUGCAAAAAGGAGUCACCCACAUCGGAGUAGGGACCCCUGCUCGGAUCAACGCUCUGAUUGAGAAAGAGGGUUUGACCUUGCGGGCGCUGAGAUACCUGGUCUUGGACUGGAACUGGAGGGACCAGAAGCUCCGAAGGAUGGCGGAUAUUCCUGAGAUCAAACUGGACUUCAUGAAGCUGCUGGAGACCGGUAUCCUGAAUGGUUGCAAAGAAGACAAAGUCAAAAUCGGACUCUUUUAGCUGCACAUUGUAACGCUCGCUGUGUGCUGAUAAUCCGCACGGCGCCUUGAUGUUUUAAGCCUCGCACUGAUGUUCCUCACAACACGCUGAAGGGGCCUCAUCCUGUUUGUUUUCCCUUUGUGUCAGUGUGAAAUCCGUGCUGUGCUUUUACUAUUUUCAGAGGCCGCGUCGAAUGCGUGGUGUUGUUUGUUCACUCUUGUAGUCCAGUGCAAUGUCCCGGUGUGAUGAAUUGAAUAAACGGUCUCCGAAUGAAACCGA
This is a messenger RNA of Acanthopagrus latus (yellowfin seabream), 1240 nucleotides long. RefSeq names its product cms1 ribosomal small subunit homolog (gene cmss1). Bases 104 to 982 code for a protein of 292 amino acids. Gene Ontology annotation, cellular component: 90S preribosome; nucleus. The record is from RefSeq and is a predicted model, not a curated record. NCBI's taxonomy places the organism in Eukaryota, Metazoa, Chordata, Actinopteri, Spariformes, Sparidae. The transcript is spliced from 10 exons.